UGGAGUGUAAAGUUGAGGUUCUCAUCUGGAUUGGAUGCAUGUUUAGGUAAAGCCAUGUUUAUCGCUUGCAGUUUUGCCGUUGUUUUCAUUUGCCUCACAGCGUUUACCUGCACGGUGGUGGACGGUCUCUAUGAAACACUUCGCUACUUUUUCUUCUUUUUAUCUAUUGUUUUGGAUACAUGUAUACAAUGCAUGAUGGGACAAGUACUCUUAAAUCACAGCCUAAAAUUUUCGGAACGAAUAUACAACUGUGACUGGGUGUAUGCCGACGUCCCUACCAGGAAGAUGAUUGCGAUGUUUCUGAUGCGAUCGCAAGCUCCAUUCAAAUUGUCUGGAAACGGCUACUUUAUUAUGAAUUUAAAUACUUAUAGUUCAAUCUGCAGCACAUCGUAUCAAUUCUUUAAUUUACUACGCACCAUAUAUACGACCCAACCUAAAACAUAGAUAGGUCCAUAAUAAGUGUAACCUACUGUUGCUAAACUAAUUAAAUGUUUCCACAAAUGGUAGAAACUGUAGAAAGCUUUGUAAAAUGGACAACAACAGACGUAGAUAGACGUAGAGAUUUCUUCUUUGAAAUACACAAAUAGAAAAUUAUAAUUAUAUUUGUUUAUAUCUA
Molecule: messenger RNA, 616 nt
Organism: Pectinophora gossypiella (pink bollworm)
Lineage: Eukaryota; Metazoa; Arthropoda; Insecta; Lepidoptera; Gelechiidae
Product: putative odorant receptor 85d
Exons: 5
Coding region: 55-444 (129 amino acids)
Biological process (GO): sensory perception of smell; detection of chemical stimulus involved in sensory perception of smell
Cellular component (GO): plasma membrane
Molecular function (GO): olfactory receptor activity; odorant binding
Source: RefSeq, a predicted model, not a curated record